AGCUUUGUUUCCCAAACAACGACAAAAUUAACAAAUUAGUUAUUUUUGACAGGUUUGAAAAAAAAUCACAAGAAGUUUGAGUUAUGAUGGCAGUGAACAAAGUAAAUAGUGUAACGGCGGAUUUCGAAGUUUUUGGAAAAGUGCAAGGAGUAUUCUUCAGGAAGUUUACGCAAAAGAAAGCAUUAGAACUUGGACUUAAGGGAUGGGUAAUGAAUACGGCGCAAGGAACUGUUAUAGGUCAACUUCAAGGACCCUCGACUGCUGUUGAUGACAUGAAGCUUUGGUUACAAAAGGUCGGAAGCCCAAAAUCUAAGAUCGAGAAAGCGGCGUUCAGGAAUGAGGGAAAUAUUAAAUGCUGCGCUUUUAGGACAUUUGAAAUACGUAAAUGAUUGUAUAUUCAAAUUAAAUAGCUAAAACUCGGACUUCAUUGGUACACCUUUUACUGACGAUAAAUAAAUAUAUAUGUAAUAA
Molecule: messenger RNA, 471 nt
Organism: Bombyx mori (domestic silkworm)
Lineage: Eukaryota; Metazoa; Arthropoda; Insecta; Lepidoptera; Bombycidae
Product: acylphosphatase-1
Exons: 1
Coding region: 84-389 (101 amino acids)
Molecular function (GO): acylphosphatase activity
Source: RefSeq, a predicted model, not a curated record